Calypte anna (Anna's hummingbird) is the source of this 1464-nucleotide messenger RNA. RefSeq names its product adrenoceptor beta 1 (gene ADRB1). Gene Ontology annotation, molecular function: beta1-adrenergic receptor activity. The transcript has 2 exons. The coding region runs from base 1 to 1464 and encodes 487 amino acids. Gene Ontology annotation, biological process: adenylate cyclase-activating adrenergic receptor signaling pathway; norepinephrine-epinephrine-mediated vasodilation involved in regulation of systemic arterial blood pressure; positive regulation of heart rate by epinephrine-norepinephrine. NCBI's taxonomy places the organism in Eukaryota, Metazoa, Chordata, Aves, Apodiformes, Trochilidae. The record is from RefSeq and is a predicted model, not a curated record. Gene Ontology annotation, cellular component: membrane.
AUGGGCGAUGGGUGGCUGCCGCCGGACUGCGGCCCCCCAAACCGCUCCUUCCCCCUCGGGGGCGGGGGGGGAACGACGGCGGCAUCCCCCGGGAGCCGGCAGCUGUCCACCGAGGUGCUGUCGCAGCAGUGGGCGGUGGGGAUGAGCCUGCUGAUGGCUCUGGUGGUGUUGCUGAUCGUGGCCGGCAACGUGCUGGUGAUCGCGGCCAUCGGGCGAACGCAGCGGCUGCAGACUCUCACCAACCUCUUCAUCACCUCGUUGGCCUGCGCCGACCUGGUGAUGGGGUUGCUGGUGGUGCCUUUCGGGGCCACGCUGGUGGUGAAGGGCACCUGGCUCUGGGGAUCCUUCCUCUGCGAGUGCUGGACCUCCUUGGAUGUGCUCUGUGUGACAGCCAGCAUCGAGACCUUGUGCGUCAUCGCCAUUGACCGCUACCUGGCCAUCACCUCACCUUUCCGCUACCAGAGCCUCAUGACCAAGGGCCGGGCCAAGGGCAUCAUCUGCACCGUCUGGGCCAUCUCUGGUCUGGUCUCCUUCUUGCCCAUCAUGAUGCAUUGGUGGCGGGACGAGGACCCUCAGGCACUGGAGUGCUACCAAGACCCAGGCUGCUGUGACUUUGUCACCAACAGGGCUUACGCCAUCGCCUCAUCCAUCAUUUCUUUCUACAUCCCCCUCCUCAUCAUGAUCUUUGUGUACCUCCGGGUGUACAGAGAGGCCAAGGAGCAGAUCAGGAAGAUCGAUAAGUGCGAGGGACGGUUCUACGGCAGCCAGGAGCAGCCGCAGCCGCCCCUGCCCCCUCACCCUCAGCACCAGCCCAUACUCGGCAAUGGCCGAGCCAGCAAGCGGAAGACCUCCCGUAUUAUGGCCAUGAAGGAGCAGAAAGCCCUCAAGACUUUGGGCAUCAUCAUGGGGGUGUUCACGCUCUGCUGGCUCCCUUUCUUCCUGGUGAACAUCGUCAACGUCUUCAACAGGGACCUGGUGCCGGACUGGCUCUUCGUUUUCUUCAACUGGCUGGGUUACGCCAACUCUGCUUUCAACCCCAUCAUUUACUGCCGCAGCCCCGACUUUCGCAAGGCCUUCAAGAGGCUUCUCUGCUGCCCCCGGAAAGCCGACCGGCGGCUGCACGCCAGCGGCGGGGAGCUGAGCCACCUGCCCGGGGGCUUCAUCAGCACCGUGGGGUCCCCCGAGCGCAGCCUGGGCGGGACCUGGUCCGACUGCAACGGGGGCACCGGGGGCGGCAGCGAGUCCAGCCUGGAGGACAGAAAUAGCAAAACGUCCGAUUCGGAGUCCAAGGGAACAGUCAGGCUAAUGGAUUUUCAUUGCCUUCUGCUUCUGUUCAUCAGUUUAGGUGAGUUCAAAACACUGCUGCCUUUUUGUACUCUCCUUUCCUUGCUCACUUCUCACUUCAAGUAUUUGGAGCUUAACAAACACAUUGGUUUACCAUCAUCAAACCAUCCUGACCAAUGA